GGCAUACAUUACUUCAUCACUCAUCCUAGUCUUUGGUGCUAUUUCUUAGCGAUAGUCAUACCUCAAAUGAUUCUCACUGCAACUGUAUUUGUACUUUUGUUUGCCACUUUGAACGUGAUUCAAUCGCUGUUGGGAUUUGCCAUGAAUGGUCCAGUUGGUGUUUUCAUUGCAUGGGUUAAUUUUAUUCAUGAAGUGGAUUUGGUAGCUCAAGUUGUUUCAACUUUUCUAUUAUAUCCCAAGCCAUUGCAAUUAUUGUUUGAGACUGUGUUAUCAAGGGAAGGUUAUGAUGAUGUUGUAUUAAGAGGCAAAUUGUUUAGAGUUGUUGAUGUUUCCAUUAUGAAAAGAUUUAAAAGAUGGUUACUUGACUUACCAAACAAUCUUAUCAUUUAUCCAAUGACAAGUAUCAACUUUGCAAUAACUGUUAUUUUAACAUUUGUUCCAAUUGUGGGUCCAAUCUUAUUAGUUUUCAUUAAUGCACCUCAAAGAGGCUUUGGGUUCCACAGUAGAUAUUAUGAAUUGAAGGGAAUUGACACAAGACAAAAGAAUGCAUUCUAUGCAUCAAGAAGAUUCCAUUACAUUGGGUUUGGUAUUGUUACUGGUAUUUUACAAAAUAUUCCAUUUGUAUCAACAUUAUUCCAAUUCACUAGCGUUACAGGUGCUGCACUUUUAGCUGCUGAAUUUGAAUCACAA
Molecule: messenger RNA, 690 nt
Organism: Hansenula anomala
Lineage: Eukaryota; Fungi; Ascomycota; Saccharomycetes; Phaffomycetales; Wickerhamomycetaceae
Exons: 1
Cellular component (GO): prospore membrane; ascospore wall; lipid droplet
Source: RefSeq, a predicted model, not a curated record